Molecule: messenger RNA, 1326 nt
Organism: Guillardia theta CCMP2712
Lineage: Eukaryota; Cryptophyceae; Pyrenomonadales; Geminigeraceae
Product: ammonium transporter
Exons: 7
Coding region: 1-1326 (441 amino acids)
Biological process (GO): ammonium transmembrane transport
Cellular component (GO): plasma membrane
Molecular function (GO): ammonium channel activity
Source: RefSeq, a predicted model, not a curated record
AUGCUCGAACAGAACGCCAAAGAAGAAGGCGACAUUGCCUUCAUGCUCAUCUCAACGGCGUUGGUGCUCAUGAUGACAAUCCCGGGUCUCGCGCUCUUCUAUGGUGGACUUGCACGAGCUCCUAACGUGCUCUCCACGGUCAUGCAGAGCUUCGCCAUCACAUGUCUCGUGAGCGUGCUUUGGAUUAUCGCCGGAUACUCCCUCUGCUUCGAUGCUGGAAACCCUUUCAUCGGCGGUGCCAACAAGUUCUGGUUGACAGGGGUGUAUGGCAGCAUGUCUGGCAGCAUACCGGAGGUUCUCUUCGUCAUGUACCAAGCGACCUUCGCCAUCAUCACCUGCGCCAUCAUCACCGGCUCCUUCGCCGAGCGAAUGCGCUUUGCUCCAACGCUCAUCUUCGUCGGCAUCUGGCAUCUCAUCGUCUACUGUCCCAUCGCUCACUGGGAGUGGGGCGGCGGCUUUAUGUCGCAGUGGCACGUCCUCGACUUCGCAGGAGGAGACGUGGUGCAUAUCAGCUCAGGAGCUUCUGGGCUGGCGGCGUCGAUCAUAGUGGGGAAGAGGAAGGGCUUUGGUCAGGGCCAAGAGCUACCUCCUCACAAUAUCCUCCUGGUCUUCCUCGGCGCUUCGCUUCUGUGGGUCGGAUGGUUCGGGUUCAAUGCUGGCUCAGCUAUAGCGGCGAACGAGCAGGCGAGCAUAGCGAUGCUGGUGACGCACGUCUCGGCAGCGGCUGGAGGCUUCUCCUGGAUGCUCACAGAGUGGAUCUUUCGCAAGAAACCUUCAGUGCUCGGUGCUGUCAGCGGAGCCAUCGCAGGGCUGGUCGUCAUCACUCCAGGAUCAGGAUACGUGAACCACACAGGCGCCUUCGUCAUGGGUCUCAUAGCCGGACCCUUCUGCUACUUCAGCAUCCAACUCAAACAUAUCCUGGGCUUCGACGACGCCUUGGAUGCUUUCGGCGUGCACGGAGUCGGCGGCAUGCUUGGCGGCAUUCUCACCGGAUGCUUUGCGGACGCGGCGAUAGGAGGCCAGAACGGAGCUUUCUACGGCAACCCGAAGCAGCUGGGCAUUCAGCUGGCGGGUAUCGCAGUGACGCUGGUCUACUCGAUCAUCAUGACCUUCAUCAUCCUCAAGCCCCUCGACCUGAUCUGGAGGGCAGCUACGGGCAAUGGCAUCCGAGUCACAGAAGAGGAGGAGGACAGAGGGCUGGACCUUUCCGAGCACGGAGAGAGCAUGUUGUUCGAUUCCGCACAUGCCAAGCUGGAGCCUGAUCAAACCCUCAACGUUGGUCCCUUCGAAAGUCGAGUGUAUCCUAUCACAGUAAACGCGGAGUGA